This is a messenger RNA of Closterium sp. Naga37s-1, 1743 nucleotides long. The record is from the annotation of a GenBank genome assembly. NCBI's taxonomy places the organism in Eukaryota, Viridiplantae, Streptophyta, Zygnematophyceae, Desmidiales, Closteriaceae.
AUGGGCGACAUGGUUGCGGCGCUGCGCGCGGUGGUGGCAGUGGCGGAGCCCAAGGCGAAGGUGGAGGCGUACCGCGCGCUGCUGGCUGACGUCAUCGCGCGCAACGACGUGGAGCACGCGAAGCUGUUCGUCGACCACAGUGCGGCCAUGGGGAGGAGGGGGAGAACGGGGAGUGGGGGGGUUUGCGGGAAAGGGGGGUGGAGAGGAGAGCGAGGGGGGUUGCGGGAGGCAGUGGGGGGUGGCGAGAAUGGGGGAGGAGGGAUGCGUGCGUGGGGGGGCGGGGUAUGGAUGGUGGGUGCGACGAUGACUGCUGAUGCCAGUAGCGGAUUGUGCCUUGGACUCUUGGGGGCGGAGCGAGCGAGCGAGUGCACCGCUUUUCCUCGUUCGUUCCACAACCAACUGCCCUUUCACCCCUCCCUCAUCCCCACCUCACCCCCUCCCCUCAAACCCCCAUCAACCCCCCCGCACCCCCCCGCCCCUUCCCCCACCCUCACCCACCCCUCAACCCCCUCCUCACCCCCCUUUUCCCCCCUUGUCCCCGCGCCAUGCGGCAGUGCGAUGAGAGGACGUGCCACUGGUGGUGGCGCGGCACAUGCUGUAGCAGCUGCCACUCCGUCCCACAAGCCUCCCUUCUCACCCUCCUGCACCUUGCCUCACCCCCCCUCCCCCCCCUCACCCUCCUCGCCCCCCUCGCCCUCCUCUUUCACUCCCCCCCUGCCCACAGUGCUAUCGGAGGACGUCCCACUGGUGGUGGCGCGGCAGGUGCUGCAGCAGCUGGCGGGCGAGCUGGGGGGGCUGCGCGCGGAGCAGCACAAGGCCGUGGCGCUCUACGCCCUCGCUCACAUCCAGCCGCGCGUCGUGUCCUUUGAGGAGCAGGUGGCGGUGAUUCGAGAGGGGUUAGCAGCGGUGUACGAGGGCGAGGAGGAGUGGGCCAAGGCCGCUCAGAUGCUUGCAGGCAUUGACCUGGAUGGGGGCAGCAGGGGGCAGGACGUGAAGUACCGCCUGGGCAAGUGCAUCAAGAUCGCUCUGCUCUACCUCGAGGACGACGAUGCAGUGAGUGCGGAGACGUACAUCAAGAAGGCAUCCUUCGACAUUGGAGAACACAAGGACGAGGCGCUCACACUGCAGUACAAGGUGUGCUAUGCACGGAUUCUCGAUUCCAAGAGGAAGUUCCUGGAAGCUGCGCUCAAGUACUACGACCUCUCCCAGCUGGACCAGAGGGAACUGGGCGGCAAGCAGGUGGACGAGGAGGAGUUGGAAGCGGUGCUGAACGCCGCUGUCACCUGCACCAUCCUCGCUGCUGCCGGCCCCCAGCGCUCCCGCAUGCUCGCCACCCUCUAUAAGGAUGAGCGCUGCAGCAAGCUGAAGAUCUACCCCAUUCUGCAGAAGGUGUAUCUGGAGCGCAUCCUGCGAUCCCCCGAGGUGGAGGCCUUCGCCAAGGAGCUCAAGCCGCAUCAGAAAGCGGUGCUACCAGGGGGGUCAACGGUGCUGGACCGGGCAGUGAUAGAGCACAACCUGCUGAGUGCCAGCAAGCUGUACACCAACAUCAGCUUUGAAGAGCUGGGUGCUCUGUUGGGCAUUGCACCGCACACGGCGGAGAAGGUGGCAGCGCGCAUGAUAUCGGAGGACAGGAUGAAGGGCAGCAUCGACCAGGUGGAGGCGGUGAUUCACUUCGACAACGACACGGACGACCUGCAGCAGUGGGACCAGCAGGUACACACAAUCAUAUCUGCAUCAGAUUAG